This is a messenger RNA of Babjeviella inositovora NRRL Y-12698, 774 nucleotides long. RefSeq lists its product as uncharacterized. The transcript has a single exon. The record is from RefSeq and is a predicted model, not a curated record. The coding region runs from base 498 to 755 and encodes 85 amino acids. Lineage: Eukaryota; Fungi; Ascomycota; Pichiomycetes; Serinales.
GCAAGAAAGUCCGAUCAACGGUUGACCAAAACAUUGAGAUUAUAUUUAUGUCCAAAGUGGAAAGCUGCGUGCUAAAACCAUAAAGCUCUGCGUUCUCUCACUCCAAGCACUGCUAUAAAAGUCGAAGGAGUUAGGGCAAAAAAAACCAAUCACUGAGUAUUGGGAAUGCUUCCGCUGAAACCCCAAGAGCCUAUUUAAGUAGCUGUGUUUCUCAUAUUGAGUUUAUCAGCUUCAAACCUUCCAUUAUGUGAUAGAUCCAGUGGGUAGCAGUGUAUACCAUAAGCUAACUAAGAGAGUGCAUUUUAUGUAAGAUAUUUACAAUCAGAGGAGUCGAGAUCUUACUGAGAACAAGGAACGGCACUUUUAAGCCUCGAUGAUGAUAUGUCGUGGAAUCGGCUUGAGGAAGAUAGGAUACCGAAAUGUUGUACGACUGAUGGUAUAUAAUAUCAACUGGCCGGAGGUGAGGAGAAGUCCGCCGACAAUAGCUGCGGGACAAGAUGGCACCUUUAGUAUACAUCGCUCCCGAAAAACGGCGCGUGCAAAGUCAUUUUUGCACACCACAAUUACUAUUGCAAAGCGUCGCAAACUACAACUUCAUAUCCAUAUUGGCAAAAGACUUUGAAAAACGUGACAAUUUAAAGCUUGAAGGUCUCGCCGAAGGCAUACCCGACAAGUCAGAGUCUCUUUUAGUGUUUAACACAACACAUGAUUUUUUCUUUGCCUCAGCUGACAAAGAAUCUCCUUUGGAGAAAUAGGCGUUUCUUCUCCAUUGCU